CUGGACGUCCUCGCUCAUUUUCAUUGGCUACUAUGAAAGAACCUUAGCGCGCAGGCGGUAAGCCAGUUAUAAGAGUUGGAUCUACUUCAACCAAGCACAUUUCUAUUCACGCUGUGCUCACGACCGAUCCCACUACGUUCGCUACAGAAACCGGCAAAUAACAAUAGAAAUAAAUUGUCCAAAUUCCAAACUAUCGAAGAGAUUUCGAUAAAUAGUGGAAGAAUGGCUGCCGAAGUAGCGCAUUUACCUCACAUCGAAGUGUUCCAUCGUGUGAUGGAACUCCCAAUGGUCGAGAGCGCGAUAUCCAAAUCAACGGCGACGUAUUUCCGUGUGAAAGACUGCAAUCAACUGAUACACUGGGCGCUGACCACUGCAGAGACUUCUUUAAGCAACGCAACGAGGCAGGCAGUACCUAUUGCUGCACCCAUUGCUAAGAAAUUCGAGAACCCUAUACACUUUGUCGACCACACGCUGUGCCGUGGUCUCGACAAAAUCGAAGAAAAAGUACCGAUGGUUAAAGAGAAACCCGAGCAGAUUUUGGAAAACGCCUACACGCUGGCACGGCAAACUGUUCAACCGGCUGUAACGAGCAUUUCACUUGCUAACGAAUUAAUUAUCUCGCAGGCCUUAAGCUUGAGAGACCUAAGCUGGAACAAGGCGAAUCAGAUUUUAGAAACGCAAUAUGGUAGCGCAGCUGUCAGAGGUUUGGACAGCACAGCUGACGUUGUUGAUAAACUGAUCGAUAGAUACUUUCCCGCGAUAGGUGACGAGCAGUCAGUAGAAAUAAACACGAACGAAGGAGAUAAGCUGCUCCACACCUUACAAACAGUCGGGCGUUUAUCUAAUAAAGCUGCUCGUCGCUUGUAUUCAAACAUAAUUCUUCACUUGGGCACCGUCAGCGCCGACAAUUUAAAAUCUUACAUCAGAUCUUUGGUCCAGUUUCUUCAAUUGACGAACCGUCACGCCGUAAACAACGAGGUGCAAGAUCACGCGGCCAAUUCGAAAGCCACAUCGAACGCAGAGGACGCGAAGAAAUUAAAUUGAUUAUCGAUUGUUGGUGACUGAAAAAUUUCCACCGAUUCCACUGUUGUCCUAUUUAUUUCCAGCGUGCAUUUUUGUAAUACAUUUACUUUUCUUAAACGUCACUUUUUUUAAAUGUAUAAAUAUUACGCACUAUAUAUAAAAGAUUGAGGUUUAUAGAGGUUUAUAGCGGCGGAAAAUAUAAUACAAAUCCCUUUUUUUUUUUUCUUUCAAGAACAUUUCAUUGUUAGAGUUCUCUACGUAUCAUAUCAUUAAGAAUAUUGUUAUUUUUGUAUUACUAUAAAAGAUAGCGUUUUACUGUCUUCUAGAUUACAACAACUAUUAUUGUUAUAUAGAAUAUUUUGUUAAAAAUUUUAUAUCAGCUGUCUAUCAAGAAACGUGUUUUCAUCUUCUCUAAUAAAAUUUUGUUUUGACUAAUAUAUUUUAUAUAUAUUUUUCGCUUCUUGUCUUCGUCUUCUAAUCAAAGAGUAAUCGUAGUUAUAUAAUUUCAAAUUCUUAGAUAAUGCAAAUACGAGUCGUGAAAUAAUCGAAAUCUUUUCUAAUUUAUAUUUAAUUAUUCCAAAUGUAUUUAUAAUACAUCGUUCAUUGAAAUCGAAAGUAAGAACGAAAACAGAAACGAAUUUAAAAUAAACUCGAGUAACCUCUUUGAAGUUGACGUGUCUCUCAGACAGAACUAAUUGUAAGUCUGACUAAUUAGCUAGAAUCUAAGUUGAACGAAUCACGUUUCGCCGAAAUGAUUGCAAAUCAAUGGAUUCGACGUAUUCUACUACCACGAUUCCACGAUAUGACCUCCACGUCAUGGAUGAUGGCACAUAUGUUGUACAUGGACAUGUGGUACAGCUGCGCAGAAGCACGACCAUGUUCACGGAAGUAGACACGCGUCGAAGUUCCCUUCAAUUUACUCCGUUUCUACUCCACAGAAAUAUAUCGACGUAACGUUUCGGAAGCGGAAUAAAAGUGAGCAUAUGUGACUGCAUACGGUCCUGAAGAAUGUUCCCCCACUUGUGAUCAUUUUCAAUCGGAGGCUCUUUGACUCUUAUGUAUCGUCAGUGCUGCCGGAUUUGUCGAGUAUACCAUCGGCUGUUCUGUUCGUUUCUGUUACUACAUUUUGCUCGCUGUUGCAUCAAAGAUUACACAAUAUCA
Molecule: messenger RNA, 2184 nt
Organism: Frieseomelitta varia
Lineage: Eukaryota; Metazoa; Arthropoda; Insecta; Hymenoptera; Apidae
Product: lipid storage droplets surface-binding protein 2-like
Exons: 5
Coding region: 223-1044 (273 amino acids)
Biological process (GO): positive regulation of triglyceride storage; lipid storage
Cellular component (GO): cytosol; lipid droplet
Source: RefSeq, a predicted model, not a curated record